UUUAGUUAUAUUUUUGUUGUUGUUUUACACGUUGUAGGGUUAUACAACUUGAAGGAACAUUUCAUUUUGAACUAAGAAAACAAAAAAAAAAAGUGUUUGCUUCUUUGUUUAGCAAGAACAGUAAGCUGUGAUUUUCAUUGAAGAAUUUUUUGAAUAAUUAUCGUAAAUUUAAAAUAGAGGGUGCUUAUACACAUCCAUAUUUAAAUCAGUGAUCAAAAAUGUUUCGGAAUAAGUACGACACUGACAUUACCACAUGGAGUCCCAAUGGUCGCCUUUUCCAAUUGGAAUACGCGAAUGAAGCUGUAAACAAUGGUUCAGCAGCGGUGGGGGUUAAAGGAGUUGACUACGCCGUUCUCGUGGCACUUAAGCGCAGUCCUGCUGCGGAAUUAUCUUCUUACCAGGAAAAAGUCUUUGAGUUGGAUGAGCACGUUGGCAUGGCGAUUUCUGGCCUGGUAUCCGAUGGACGUAUUUUGGCUCGUUUUAUUCGAGAGGAGUGCAUGAAUUACCGUUACAUGUAUGGUGGAAGCCUACCUAUUAAUCAACUUGCCGACAUGCUUGCUGAAAAGCAUCAGAGGCACAUUCAAUUUGCGGGAAAGCGUCCUUUCGGUGUGGGUCUUCUUAUUUCUGGUAGCGAUCGACAAGGGCCACAUCUUUAUCAGACAUUGCCCACCGGAGACGUUUUUGAUUUCAAAGCAACUGCCAUGGGUGUGCGCUCCCAGGCGUCGCGCACAUAUCUGGAAAGACACUAUCAGACAUUCACGAGCUGUUCACUGGAUAAGCUUGUUAUGCACGCGCUAAAUGCACUUGCUUGUGCCACUUCAGAAGGGGUGGAGUUAAACAUUAAGAAUACCACCAUCGCAGUGGUUGGAAAGGACACUCCUUUUACAGUUCUUGACGAAGAAGCUUCGAGAAAGUAUUUGGAUGGAUUUAAAAUGAGCCCAGAGAGUCGUGUGGUACAGGCUGAGAAUGAAGAGGAAGAAGUAAUUACUGAGCAGCCGCUGGAUCUCGAUGAAUAAGUAAUCAAUGAGGCUAAUACCCUGAAAUGAAAGAGGCGAGUACAUGUGUCGUUCCUCAUUAUUAUUAUUAUUAUUAUUAGUAUUUCUCACAAUAAUACGUUGAGUGCACAACUGGAAGGAGAAAUGCAAGUGACUUAGUAUUUUAGACAGUGGCUGUUAAAAUGGUUUAUCAGGUGAUGAAAAUAUAUAACCACGGCAGCUGAAACUUCGAGAUUGACGAACUCCA
This is a messenger RNA of Phytomonas sp. Hart1, 1242 nucleotides long. NCBI's taxonomy places the organism in Eukaryota, Euglenozoa, Kinetoplastea, Trypanosomatida, Trypanosomatidae. The record is from the annotation of a GenBank genome assembly.